Molecule: messenger RNA, 1000 nt
Organism: Triticum aestivum (bread wheat)
Lineage: Eukaryota; Viridiplantae; Streptophyta; Magnoliopsida; Poales; Poaceae
Product: 1,2-dihydroxy-3-keto-5-methylthiopentene dioxygenase 4
Exons: 5
Coding region: 256-807 (183 amino acids)
Molecular function (GO): acireductone dioxygenase [iron(II)-requiring] activity
Source: RefSeq, a predicted model, not a curated record
UGACAUCAUCAGCCCUCCGGAUCAGAACAGGAUCCUUUGUGGCUCUCUUCUCGCUGCCACAAUCACACGGCCACACAGCGCGCGCAGACAAAAACCAGAGAGGGGAAUCUCAAUCUGGUUCUCGAACCUACCGCUAAUAAUCAUCCUCCUCCACCAUUUUUUCCGUAGAAAAAGAAAGAACCCCCUGGAAGCACUCAGAACGCAAGCCAAUCAAACGAGCUGCUGGGUUGGUUUUCUCCAUUCAUUCCGCUCAACAUGGCUCUUCAGGUGUGGAUGGUUGGGGAGAACGGCGAGGACCUCAAGAACCACAGGGAGCUCCUGCCUCUCUCCAAGCUCCAAGAGAUUGGUGUGUUAUAUUGGCAUUUGGACCCAAAGAAGUCUGAAAGCGAAGAAGAGCUAGCGAAGAUCCGCAAGGACAGAGGAUACAACUACAUGGAUUAUCUCGAUAUAUGCCCUGGAAAGUUGGCAAACUUUGAGGAGAAGCUCAAGAACUUCUUCACAGAGCACAUGCAUGCCGACGAAGAGAUCCGCUACUGCUUGGAAGGCGGCGGGUACUUUGAUGUGCGCGACAAGGAUGACAAGUGGGUUCGGAUCUGGAUAAAAGAAGGGGAUAUGAUCGUGCUGCCGGCUGGAAUUUAUCAUCGGUUCACCCUCGACGCCGCCAACCAUGUGAAGCUCAUGAGGCUCUUCCUGGGAGAACCAGUGUGGACCGCGCACAACCGGCCUCAGGAGGACCAUCCGGUGCGGCAAGAGUAUGUCAAGAGGCUCACGGACGACAAUGCUGGUCUUGCUCUGGCAGCACACUGAAGUUUGUUUGUGAUUCCUCAGCUAUGUAUUAUAAACACCCAUGGACAUAUACAUACACUUGGAUGAAACUGUGCUGUAAUCUUGAAACCAGAUAGAUAUGCUACCUACGUACCUGUUAAUAUUCACUAGGUAAUUGCCUGUGCUAUACUGCCAUAUCAAAUUAUUGACUGUUUAAACCCAGUUUUGAUUUUAA